AGGGUAUUCCUGUGCUAACGUAGAUACCCCUCCGAGCAGAAGACCACCGCUCUUACGCGUCGGCUCCCCCCUUUUACCCCACUAGUUUGGCCGUUCGGUUUCGUAUUUCAUGGGAGCCCGAGCGCUUUGAACGCUCUUCGUCCCAUUAACAUACAUAUUUUGCGGUACCGAAGGUACAGCAUCUCUUCGCGACUGUUGACCAGUACGAUCCGCGAGUGCGUAAGAAUUGGGUGUUCGUAGUGGAGCGGUGUUCCUGUAGCUGCUUCGAAGAACCUUCUAAAAUGGGGACCAUACCGCAACUAUCCGUAGUUCGAGGACCAUCCAGACAUAUCAAUCCAGAAAACUUGAACAGAAUUUUUGAAAAAGUCGCUUCCGGACAGUCCGCAAUGAAUACUGCCAUUAUUUUUAAAGAAAAUGACCAAAUCAGACAGCACACUUACGACCAAGUGAACAAAAUCACCAACAAAUUGGCACGAGCAAUUCAUCAUGAGAUCGUCCACAACAACUUGGCCAGAAACAGUGACGGUGAUUAUAUCGUUGCCGUUAACAUGAAUCCCAGCGAGCAACUGGUGAUGGUCCUCCUCGCUAUCUGGAAAUCGGGAACGGCCUAUCUUCCUUUGGACCACGCCUUUCCUGGACCUAGGAUCGAGCAUAUUUUGAAAGAAUCGAAACCAGCACUGGUUAUUUACGACAAAGACUCUGAAUUCUACAUGGGCAGUCCUAAAAUAUCGUUGGAUCAGCUGUUAGUCGCCAGCGCUGAACAAGACGAUGCCAACCUAUGCGAAGAUGAAAGAGUUCGGCACAUCAAGGACGAUCUCGCAGUGGUCUUGUACACUUCCGGCAGUACUGGCAUUCCUAAAGGCGUGAGACUUCCCCACAAAGUGAUACUCAACCGUCUUCAAUGGCAGUUCAAACGAUUUCCGUACAGUGCCACCGAAAAAGUGUGCGUUUUCAAAACUGCUCUUACCUUCGUCGAUAGUGUCUGCGAGAUUUGGGGCCCAUUGUUAAAUGGUCUCGCCGUUUUGGUGGUUCCCAGGUCGCUGACAAAAGAUCCCGAGAAACUUAUAGACCUUUUGGGGGAGUACAAGAUUGAACGUCUUGUCUUGGUGCCGUCUCUCUUGAGAUCUCUGCUGAUGUAUCUUCAGCUGCAAAAAACCAAGGCCGUUUUGGGACACCUGAAAACGUGGGUGUGUUCCGGAGAAAUCCUUGCGGUUUCCCUUGCCGAAGAAUUCUUCGAUUAUUUCCCAGAAGGCCGCCACGAACUAUGCAACUUUUACGGCAGCACCGAGAUCAUGGGAGAUGUCACCUAUCACGUGAUCUCGUACCGCAACCAACUGGACCAACACCAAAAAGUUCCUAUAGGAGUUCCGAUCGACAACACCAUGGUCUAUCUUCUAGACAAGGAUUUCAGGCCCGUAAACGCCGGUGACGUGGGGGAAUUAUUCGCAUCCGGUCUCAAUCUGGCCGCCGGAUACGUCAACGGCAGGGAUCCGGACAAAUUCCUGGAAAACCCUCUCGCGAUAGACCCCGCCUUUUCAAAACUUUACAGGACGGGCGACUUUGCCAGACUGGAAAACGGCACCCUGAUAUACGAAGGACGGACGGAUUCGCAAGUCAAGAUAAGGGGCAACCGGGUGGAUCUGACGGAAGUCGAACGGGCUGUUCAUUCGAUUGAGGGGGUGGACAAGGCGGUGGUACUAUGCUACAAACCGGGCGAAAUCAGUCAAGCUUUACUCGCAUUCGUCACUACCAAAAAGCUGAUGACCGAUCAUCAGAUCGAAAUUCUCCUGAGGGACAAACUGACGUCGUACAUGAUUCCGCAGGUGAUUUUGAUCGAUACCGUUCCACUUUUGGUAAACGGCAAGAUCGACCGGCAGGCGCUCCUCAAAACUUACGAGAACACCAACAAUAAUGACGAUUUCAAACCCGAAGUGGAAAUUUCGUAUGAGGGCGUGUCUUCGCACCUGAUGACGCCGGCUAGACAUUUGUUCGAAACGGUAGCGUCGGUUUUGGGUCGCGCCGCCAGGUCUGCCAUUUCGAUAGACGCGAACUUUUACGAAAUCGGCGGGAACUCUUUGAACUCAAUAUUCACCAUUUCGAGGCUAGCUGACAAGGGAUACCAUAUAAAUAUCGGAGAUUUUAUUUCCGCGGCAAAUUUCGAAGAAAUAUUGUACAAUAUGACGUCGGCCACGAAGAGUAAUAAACAACCGCACAAAUUUACCGCCGAAUUGCUCAAGCCGGAAGAUAAAAUGGCGGUGCUGGAUAUGGUAACGACCAGUUUCUAUCAAAAAGCAGACCUCGAACAAUGGAUAAUCUCUGAGAUAUCUGAGUCCGAUUACGAUGAGCUCAUUGACGCCCUGUGGGAGCCACUGGUAGAGAAAAACCUGAGCUUCGUCGCCAAAUCCGAGUCCGGGAAAAUAGUGGGGGUAGCUUUGAAUUUUGACGCCCGAGAUGAACCGGAAGUCGAGAUCAAAUCGAAACUGACUGUGAUAUUCGAGUUUUUGGAGAGCAUCGAGGGACCCGUUAGCAGAGACAACAAAUUACCUCCCGGUAAGGGGCAAAUUCUCCAUUCGUUUAUGAUGGCCACUCAUUCGUCACUGAGCGCCAAAGAAAACGUAGCGGUAAUGCAAUUCAUGGAAGACGAGGUCUUGAAUCUAGCCCGAUCUAGAAAUUUUUCCGGGAUAUUUACGACCAAUACCAGUCCCCUGACGCAGCAACUAGGUACGGACGUGCACAAAUAUCAGAUAAUGCUGGACUGCCAGGUUAAUCAAUACGUAGCCAGCGACAAUACCAAACCCUUUGGUCAAGCUCCUGAUGACCAGAGGGCUAUCGUACAGUGGAAGCCGAUCAAUGCCUAAUAUAUACAAAAUUUAAAACAAACAAAAUUGGUUUUUAACUUCGUGUAUUAAUUUAUUUCGUAGCUAGAAAUAGGUAAGAAGCUUUUAUAGUUACCUAAGAGUGUAUAUAGUUUAUUUAGUUAAUUUUGUGAUAUAUUUAUUGUCUUACGGUAUUUAAUAAAUAAAAAAUAAAAAA
Cylas formicarius (sweet potato weevil) is the source of this 3033-nucleotide messenger RNA. It is a transcript of the gene e, whose product is annotated as beta-alanyl-bioamine nonribosomal peptide synthetase ebony. Bases 282 to 2858 code for a protein of 858 amino acids. The transcript has 14 exons. Lineage: Eukaryota; Metazoa; Arthropoda; Insecta; Coleoptera; Brentidae. The record is from RefSeq and is a predicted model, not a curated record.